Messenger RNA from Zychaea mexicana, 819 nucleotides. RefSeq lists its product as uncharacterized. Bases 1 to 819 code for a protein of 272 amino acids. NCBI's taxonomy places the organism in Eukaryota, Fungi, Mucoromycota, Mucoromycetes, Mucorales, Lichtheimiaceae. The transcript is spliced from 5 exons. The record is from RefSeq and is a predicted model, not a curated record.
AUGGAUCUCAGUGAGAAUUAUAAAGACUUGUGGUCUGCGCGUUUUGCAAAGAUUGUCCGCAAACAUAACUUGACUGCUAAAUCCCAGGUUGACUGGGGUGUGCUGACCACAGCAUUUUUCGAACAUUUAUCCAAAAACCAAUCGGCAACCCCUUCAGAAGCAUCAUCAACAAAAAAUACCACCACCACCAAUAAUACCACCCCGAAACUAAAAGAAGGCGACUAUAAGAAGUUUGACGCGAUGUACCAAAGUCUCAAUCGCAACACCUUUUGGACACUUAGUACUGGGACGGUGGUGGAAGAUAAAGUUAAGGAGCUUGCCAUGAAACUGUCCAACGAACACCCUAGUCAUUCAAUGAUUUUAGACACUUCUGAUCCAGUCUGGCUCGAGUAUUUCACUAAGAGUGAAUUGAAAGAAAUAGAGGAUGAAAAAAAAGUAACACUCUCAGAAUUACCUAAAAGCAUGCAAACAUAUUUGGAUUGCUACAACGGCUUGAAAACAUUGGAUGAACUCUGGAACGAACAUACGAAACAUAGCCUCCACCCAAUUCGUGAUGCAGACCUUUACUGGGUUCAUUCAUCAGUGAGGAAUGUGUUGGAGAUCUUGAUGCAUGGCCUGCACAAAAAAUCGGAGAAUAUGUCUCUAAAGCCUCUUCAACCCGAGUUAAUCUCGAUCGCUCCCUUGCUGCAUUAUCCAGACGAAAAAUCGGUACAAAAACCGACAUUCUUUUCACCACGGAAUAUUUGUUAUUCGGCACUGUGGAAGCAGGAAAAAUAUCCGAUGUCAACAGCACAAAAACACUAUAUGAAGCAGGCAUGA